AUGGGGGCGGCUGUGUCCAGAGCAAUGAGGAACUUCAAUCUCGAGAACAGGGCAGAGCGGGAAAUCAGCAAGAUGAAGCCCUCCCUCGCCCCCAAGCACCCCUCUACUAAGAACCUACUACGAGAAGAAAUGAGUCGCCAUCCAGAAAUCAGGGGAGAAAUUACUAGAAAAGAUGACAGGCUGUUGUCCUUACUAAAAGAUGUUUAUGUUGAUUCCAAAGAUCCUGUGUCUUCUAUGCAGGCAAAAGGUGGUGGAACACGGCAUGAGAUGAAGGAGUUCAGAUUGCCAAAAGGCCAUCACUUUAAUAUGAAUAUUACAGACAUUCCCAAAGGCAAAAUUUCAGUUGUAGAAGCAUUGACACUUCUCAAUAAUUAUAAACUUGAUCCAGAUACAUGGACUGCUGAGAAAAUAGCUCAAGAAUACCAUCUUGAACUCAAGGACGUAAAUUCUCUGCUUAGAUACUUCAUUACUUUUGAAGUCAAAAUCUUUCCCCCUGAAACCAAGAAAGCCUUAUUAUCAAAAUGA
Messenger RNA from Elephantulus edwardii (Cape elephant shrew), 525 nucleotides. RefSeq names its product NADH dehydrogenase (ubiquinone) complex I, assembly factor 4 (gene NDUFAF4). The record is from RefSeq and is a predicted model, not a curated record. Gene Ontology annotation, cellular component: mitochondrion. The coding region runs from base 1 to 525 and encodes 174 amino acids. Gene Ontology annotation, biological process: mitochondrial respiratory chain complex I assembly. Lineage: Eukaryota; Metazoa; Chordata; Mammalia; Macroscelidea; Macroscelididae. The transcript is spliced from 3 exons.